Danaus chrysippus (African queen) is the source of this 285-nucleotide messenger RNA. The record is from the annotation of a GenBank genome assembly. NCBI's taxonomy places the organism in Eukaryota, Metazoa, Arthropoda, Insecta, Lepidoptera, Nymphalidae.
AUGGCGUGGUCGUGGUGUGGGUCGCUCCCUGCUCACUGCAGCAAGACGUGUGUCACUCGAGGGUCCGCGGGCUGUGGGCCGGUCACUGAGGAGCGUCGUGUCUCUGCUACAACCACAGGCCAGGGAAGCCUUGAUAACAUCCGGGUGUGUUCAACGUUACACUGGGUUAUACUAGUACUCGUGAACACCGACAUGUUCUAUAGCGUCUGUUGUGUCCCGCAGGUGGCGGAGCGAGGGUCUGUACGAGCGGCCACUCUGCGGCGCCGCGCUCACACUACCGCUUGA